Racocetra persica is the source of this 408-nucleotide messenger RNA. The record is from the annotation of a GenBank genome assembly. Lineage: Eukaryota; Fungi; Glomeromycota; Glomeromycetes; Diversisporales; Gigasporaceae.
AUGUUUUCUUCAUUAAAAUCUCAUUUCUCUGAUGCUACUUCUAAAUUCAAAGAACACUCCUUGUUCAAAAAAGACACUCUUAAAAAUGAAGAUUCACCGAAAAUGACUGGUAAUAAUAUAUUGCAAUUAAUUGGUAGAUUUCGAGGAGCUGAAAUAGUUCACGAAAAGGUUUCAAUUGCUGAGCAAAGUAAUCAAACAACUAUUAAUAUCGAUGUUGAAGAACUCAAAGAAAUCGGCGAAGAAAUUGAAUUUUUAACUAAAGGGGUAACAGAGCUAGCGAUUGUUCUUGAAGACAUCAAUAAAACAACAAAGGAUGUGAAAUUAUGGGUUCAAAAUAAAACUGAAGAAAUAUCCGAAGAGAAAUUACGUUUUACUGGAGCAGGAAAAGAAAGAAUUGAAGAAUUAUAA